Molecule: messenger RNA, 1144 nt
Organism: Aspergillus homomorphus CBS 101889
Lineage: Eukaryota; Fungi; Ascomycota; Eurotiomycetes; Eurotiales; Aspergillaceae
Product: nascent polypeptide-associated complex subunit family protein
Exons: 3
Coding region: 358-819 (153 amino acids)
Cellular component (GO): nascent polypeptide-associated complex; cytosol
Source: RefSeq, a predicted model, not a curated record
CCCACUUCCACUCCUUCUCCUCUUCUCUACCAGCACCAUUCAUCAUCAUCUUCUUCGGUACGUGCCCCCUUGGUUUGCCAGUCUCAACACUGGAAUUCUCGUUCUUCGUCCAUUUGGUCCGUCCUUUCAGCGAAGAAAUACCCCAAUUUUGCCCUUUUCUUCCAGCCCCGACCGAGAAAGUGUCACCUCGCUCUCACCUGACCUCUCCACCCACUACCAUCACCCACCAUAACCACCAACUAUUCAAACCUCCACCACACAUUUUCGCGCGACUAUUGCCGGAUUUACAUUUCUGACAACUCCCUCUUUCUUUCCCUUCUAGGUUCAGGUUCGAACGACCACUCAACUACCGUCACAAUGGAUCAGGCAAAGUUGGCUCGGAUGCAGGCUAGCGUGCGGAUUGGAGGCAAGGGUACUCCCCGCCGCAAGGUCAAGAAGGUCCACAAGUCCUCCGGUGCCGAUGACAAGAAGCUCCAGGCCACCCUGAAGAAGAUGAACGUCCAGCCUAUCCAGGGCAUCGAGGAGGUCAACAUGUUCAAGGAGGACGGCAACGUCAUUCACUUCGGUGCUCCCAAGGUCCACGCCUCCGUCCCCUCCAACACCUUCGCCCUCUACGGUAACGGCGAGGAGAAGGAGCUCACCGAGCUCGUCCCCGGUAUCCUGAACCAGCUCGGCCCCGACAGCCUGGCCUCCCUCCGCAAGCUCGCCGAGAGCUACCAGAACAUGCAGAAGGCCCAGGGCGGUGACAAGAAGGACGACGAGGAGGAUGAUAUCCCCGACCUCGUUGAGGGCGAGAACUUCGAGAGCAACGUCGAGUAAAAUUUGAGAUCUUCUUCUUAAUAUAACGAAUAUUACUUUGUUGUUACUGUCGUGCGCGUGUGUGUCCUCAUUGUGUGGGUUACGUGAAGGUUAGACCCUUCACACCACACAGUCUACACCUACUUCUUCUCCAACUUCUACUUUUUACUACCCUCUUCGCAAAGCUGGAGUUUCUCUCUUCUGUUUCGGUUGGCGGGGGUUCCAGAUAUCUUUGUUUCCGUUUCUCAAGGGAAUUUAGGUUUGGUGGUUUGAAUGUAUGGAGAUAUCUUGAUCUGGAAAGGCAGAAUGGGACCAAAUACUGAGAUUACAAGGGCUUUCCUCUUUG